Molecule: messenger RNA, 939 nt
Organism: Acomys russatus (golden spiny mouse)
Lineage: Eukaryota; Metazoa; Chordata; Mammalia; Rodentia; Muridae
Product: taste receptor type 2 member 7
Exons: 1
Coding region: 1-939 (312 amino acids)
Biological process (GO): G protein-coupled receptor signaling pathway; sensory perception of taste; detection of chemical stimulus involved in sensory perception of bitter taste
Cellular component (GO): membrane
Molecular function (GO): G protein-coupled receptor activity; bitter taste receptor activity
Source: RefSeq, a predicted model, not a curated record
AUGACAUUUAAAGUGGAUACUACCUUAAUGCUUGUAGCUGUUGGGGAGGCCUUGGUAGGGAUCUUAGGAAAUUCAUUCAUUGCAUUGGUAAACUUCAUGGGCUGGAUCAAGAGUAAGAAGAUUGCCGCUAUUGAUUUAAUCCUCACCAGUCUGGCCAUGUCCAGAAUUUGUUUACAAUGUAUAAUCCUGUUAGACUGUUUCAUAUUGGUGUGGUAUCCAGACAUCUACAACAAAGGUAAAGAAAUGAGGACCAUUGACUUCUUCUGGACACUCACCAACCAUUUAAGUGUCUGGUUUGCCACCUGCCUCAGCAUUUUCUAUUUCUUCAAAAUAGCAAACUUCUUCCACCCUCUUUUCCUCUGGAUAAAGUGGAGAAUCGACAAGCUAGUUCUCAGGACUCUGCUGGCUUGCUUGAUCCUCUCCCUGUGUUGUAGCCUUCCAGUCACUGAGAAUCUGAAUGACGAUUUCAGACGCUGUGUGAAGACAAAGGAGAGAGUAAACUCUACCCUGAGAUGCAAAGUUAAUAAAGCGGGACAUGUUUCUGUCAAGGUAAAUCUCAACCUGGUCAUGCUGUUCCCUUUUGCUAUGGCCCUGGUCUCAUUCCUCCUCUUGCUCCUCUCCCUCUGGAGACACAUCAGGAAGAUGCAGCUCAGUGUAACAGGAUACAAAGAUCCCAGCACAAGAGCUCAUGUGAAAGCCAUGAAAGCAGUAAUUUCCUUCCUUGUCCUGUUUAUUGCGUACUGUCUGGCCUUUCUCAUAGCCACCUCCAGCUACUUUAUGCCAGAGAGUGAAUUAGCUGUAAUUUGGGGUGAGUUGAUAGCUCUGCUUUAUCCGGCAAGCCAUUCCUUUAUCCUAAUCCUCGGGAACAGUAAACUAAAACAAGCAUCUGUGAGGGUGCUUUGUACAGUGAAGACCGUGCUAAAGGGAAGAAAAUAUUAG